UACAGAGACACUUGUCAUCAGGAAGGUUCUCUCUCAGCAGAACGGAUAAUAUCUCAAUGACUUGAGUUCUGGUUGUGAAUUCAGGCUACAAGUGCUCAGUGCUCUGAAAUGAGUCUCUCUGGGGAGAAAGAGGAGGGGGGCCCUGCCUCUAAAAUGAGUCUCUCUGGGGAGAAAGAGGAGGGGGGCCCUGCCUCUAAAAUGAGUCUCUCUGGGGAGAGAGAGGAGGGGGGCCCUGCCUCUAAAAUGAGACUCUCUGGGGAACAUGACACCAAAGCCAAGAGCCCAGUCAAGCAGGAGAGACCAGCCUCCCCUGUACCCAGCUGUGUGUCCAUGAAGAGUGACCGGUCUAUGGGUCAUCCUAUCAUGUUUAGAGAGGGAGACUUUUCUACUGGACAAAGAAACCAACAAGAGAGAUCAGAGUCAGAGAUUCUCAGUGGUCAGUCUUCCCAGAGUCAUCAAACAGACUUAGCCUCCAUAUUCAGUUUGCUUGAAGAGAAUAUUAUAACAUUUGUAAAGAACGAGCUGAAGAUGUUCAAGAGGAUUCUUAGUCCAGAACUCCCACAAGGCUUUGAUAGUCAGAAGCAGGACAAGGAAGUGGUGGAUGCUGAAGAUGAGAAGCAGGAGAGCAGUGCCAGAGAGGGGGCUCUGAAGAUCACACUGCAUGUCCUGAGGAAAAUGAACCAGAAGGAGCUUGCUGACACACUGGAGAAAAAUGAGCUCGCUGUGAUUUGCCAAAGUGAACUCAAAUCUAAUCUGAAGAAGAAGUUUCAAUGUGUAUUUGAGGGGAUCGCUAAACAAGGAAACCCAACACUUCUCAAUAAGAUCUACACAGAGCUCUACAUCACAGAGGGUGGAACAGGAGAGGUCAAUAAUGAACAUGAGCUGAGACAGAUUGAGACAACAACCAGGAAACAAGCAAGACCAGAGACUGCAAUCAAAUGUAACGACAUCUUCACACCCUUAACUGGACAAGACAAACUUAUCAGAACUGUGCUGACAAAGGGAGUCGCUGGCAUUGGAAAAACAGUCUCUGUGCAGAAGUUCAUUCUGGACUGGGCUGAAGGAAAAGCAAAUCAGGAUGUCCAAUUUGUAUUUUCAUUCCCUUUUCGGGAGCUGAAUUUGAUGAAAGAGGACAAACACACUUUGAUUGAACUUCUCAAUCACUUCUCAACGGAAACCAAAGAAUCAAGAAUUUCCAACUACGACAAGUACAAAGUUCUGUUCAUCUUUGAUGGUCUGGAUGAGUGCCGACUGCCCCUAGACUUCCAGAAGAACAAGAUCUGUUGUGACGUCACAAAGUCUACCUCAGUGGAUGUUCUGAUGACAAAUCUCAUCAAGGGAAAUCUCCUUCCCUCUGCUCUCCUCUGGAUAACUACCCGACCUGCAGCAGCCAAUAAGAUCCCUUCAGGGUGUGUUGACCAGGUGACAGAGGUACGAGGGUUCAAUGAUCCACAGAAGGAGGAGUACUUCAGGAAGAGAUUCAGUGAUGAGGACCUGGCCAGCAGAAUCAUCUCACACAUAAAGACAUCAAGGAGCCUCCACAUCAUGUGCCACAUUCCAGUCUUCUGUUGGAUUUCUGCAACAGUCCUUAAAGACAUGCUGAAACAUAAGAGAGAAGAGAUGCCCAAGACUCUGACUGAGAUGUACACACACCUUGUGGUGUUUCAUACCAAACAGCAGAAUGAAAAGUACCUUGGGAAAGAAGAGAGGGGUCCAGACUGGAAUAAAGAGAGCAUUCUGUCACUGGGAAAACUGGCUUUUCAACAGCUUGUGAAGGGCAAUCUGAUUUUCUAUGAAGAAGACCUGAAAGAGGCUGGCAUUGAUGUCAAUGAAGCCUCAGUGUACUCAGGAUUGUGCACACAGCUCUUUAAAGAGGAAUGUGGGCUGUACCAGGACAAGGUGUACUGCUUCGUGCAUCUGAGCAUUCAGGAGUUUCUGGCUGCUGUAUAUGUGUUCCUUUCAUUCAGCAACAACAAUGAAAAUCUAUUGGCCGAACCUCAAACAACAUCCAGGAACUUUUUUGCGCUGUUCAGAAACAAGCCAGAAGUUACUGUCUACAAGAGGGCUGUGGAUAAUUCCUUACAAAGUGAGACGGGAAACCUGGACCUUUUCCUCCGCUUCCUUCUGGGCCUCUCACUGGAGUCCAAUCAGAAGCACUUACGAGGUCUACUGACAACGACAAGAAGCAACUCACAGAGUCAUGAAGAAACAGUCAAGUACAUCAAGGAGAAGAUCAGGGAGAAUCCCUCUCCAGAGAGGUGCAUCAAUCUGUUCCACUGUCUGAAUGAACUGAAUGACCAUUCUCUAGUGGAGGAGAUCCAACGCUACCUGAGAUCAGGAAGUCUGUCAGAAGCCAAACUGUCACAUGCACAGUGGUCAGCUCUGGUCUUUGUGUUGCUGACUUCAGAAAAGGAGCUGGAUGUGUUUGACCUGAAGAAAUACUCCAGAUCAGAGGAAGGUCUUCUGAGGCUGCUGCCAGUGGUCAAAGUCUCCAGAGCUGCUCUGCUGUCAGGCUGUGGAGUCACAGACAAAGCCUGUGCUUCUCUGGUCUCAGCUCUGAAGUCAAACCCCUCACACCUGAGAGAGCUGGAUCUGAGUAACAAUGACCUGAAGGAUUCAGGAGUGAAGCUGCUCUCUGCUGGACUGGGGAAUCCCCACUGUAAACUGGAGAUUCUGAGGCUGUCAGGCUGUCUAGUCACAGAGGAAGGCUGUGCUUCUCUGGUCUCAGCUCUGAGGUCAAACCCCUCACACCUGAGAGAACUGGACCUGAGCUACAAUCACCCAGGAGACUCAGGAGUCAGACUGCUCUCUGCUGGACUGGAGGAUCCACACUGCAGACUGGAGAAACUCAAUGUGGAUCAUGGUGGAGAGUACGCAAUGAAUCCUGGGCUUAGAAAAUAUGCCUGUGAUCCCACACUGGACCCAAACACAGUAAACAGACUCCUCUCUCUGACUGAGGAGAACAGAAAGGUGACACGUAGCAGGGAGACACAACCGUAUCCUGAUCACCAGGAGAGAUUUGAGGUCUGGCAGCAAGUGCUGUGUAGAGAUGGUCUGACUGGGCGCUGUUACUGGGAGGUAGAGGGGAGUGGGGGAUUGGCUGACAUUGGAGUGACAUAUAAAGGAAUCAGCAGGAGAGGAAGGGGUAAUGACUGUGUUAUUGGAUCCAAUGACAAGUCCUGGAGUCUGUUCUUUUCUGACAAAAGUUACAAUGCCAGGCACAAUAAUGUUCACAUUACCUUAGACGUCCCCCCCUCCAGCUCCCACAGAGUAGGGGUGUAUCUGGACUGGCCAGCCGGCACUCUGUCCUUCUACAGAGUCUCCUCUGACACACUGACCCACCUGUACACAUUCUACACCACAUUCACUGAGCCCCUCUAUCCAGGGUUUAAGGUUAAUGAUGUUGACUCCUCAGUGUCCCUGUGUCAGGUGUUCAUGGGGCCAAAAAAAACAUGAUGUUUCACUCUAAUCAUGUGUUUUAUGUUUGAUCACAAUAUGACAUUUAAAUACAUGGAGGAACACACCAGUUUGGAUCAAUUUAUUCUUGGAAAUAAUAACCAUGGUAACUCUGUGUCAAUGGACACACACACUGGACAAACUGGACACACAAUAACACACACUGGAUAUACAGUGCCUUGCGAAAGUAUUCGGCCCCCUUGAACUUUGCGACCUUUUGCUACAUUUCAGGCUUCAAACAUAAAGAUAUAAAACUGUAUUUUUUUGUGAAGAUUCAACAACAAGUGGGACACAAUCAUGAAGUGGAACGACAUUUAUUGGAUAUUUCAAACUUUUUUAACAAAGCAAAAACUGAAAAAUUGGGCGUGCAAAAUUAUUCAGACCCUUUACUUUCAGUGCAGCAAACUCUCUCCAGAAGUUCAGUGAGGAUCUCUGAAUGAUCCAAUGUUGACCUAAAUGACUAAUGAUAAUAAAUACAAUCCACCUGUGUGUAAUCAAGUCUCUGUAUCAAUGCACCUGCACUGUGAUAGUCUCAGAGGUCCGUUAAAAGCGCAGAGAGCAUCAUGAAGAACAAAGAACACACCAGGCAGGUCCGAGAUACUGUUGUGAAGAAGUUUAAAGCCGGAUUUGGAUACAAAAAGAUUUCCCAAGCUUUAAACAUCCCAAGGAGCACUGUGCAAGCGAUAAUAUUGAAAUGGAAGGAGUAUCAGACCACUGCAAAUCUACCAAGACCUGGCCGUCCCUCUAAACUUUCAGCUCAUACAAGGAGAAGACUGAUCAGAGAUGCAGCCAAGAGGCAGGCCCAUGAUCACUCUGGAUGAACUGCAGAGAUCUACAGCUGAGGUGGGAGACUCUGUCCAUAGGACAACAAUCAGUCGUAUAUUGCACAAAUCUGGCCUUUAUGGAAGAGUGGCAAGAAGAAAGACAUUUCUUAAAGAUAUCCAUAAAAAGUGUUGUUUAAAGUUUGCCACAAGCCACCUGGGAGACACACCAAACAUGUGGAAGAAGGUGCUCUGGUCAGAUGAAACCAAAAUUGAACUUUUUGGCAACAAUGCAAAACGUUAUGUUUGGCGUAAAAGCAACACAGCUCAUCACCCUGAACACACCAUCCCCACUGUCAAACAUGGUGGUAGCAGCAUCAUGGUUUGGGCCUGCUUUUCUUCAGCAGGGACAGGGAAGAUGGUUAAAAUUGAUGGAAAGAUGGAUGGAGCCAAAUACAGGACCAUUCUGGAAGAAAACCUGAUGGAGUCUGCAAAAGACCUGAGACUGGGACGGAGAUUUGUCUUCCAACAAAACAAUGAUCCAAAACAUAAAGCAAAAUCUACAAUGGAAUGGUUCAAAAAUAAGCAUAUCCAGGUGUUAGAAUGGCCAAGUCAAAGUCCAGACCUGAAUCCAAUCGAGAAUCUGUGGAAAGAACUGAAAACUGCUGUUCACAAAUGCUCUCCAUCCAACCUCACUGAGCUCGAGCUGUUUUGCAAGGAGGAAUGGGAAAAAAUGUCAGUCUCUCGAUGUGCAAAACUGAUAGAGACAUACCCCAAGCGACUUACAGCUGUAAUCGCAGCAAAAGGUGGCGCUACAAAGUAUUAACUUAAGGGGGCUGAAUAAUUUUGCACGCCCAAUUUUUCAGUUUUUGAUUUGUUAAAAAAGUUUGAAAUAUCCAAUAAAUGUCGUUCCACUUCAUGAUUGUGUCCCACUUGUUGUUGAUUCUUCACAAAAAAAUACAGUUUAUGGAUGAAACAGAAUGUGACAUAUCUGUUUGAUAGUUCACACAUUCAUCAGUCAGGGUUACUAUCUUGUCAUGUUUUUGACUAACCACAGUGGAACAUUCUAGUCUUUAAGGACAUUAACUGGCAGAACAGGUUUCAGCAAAGUAUGGAGUCAUUGUUUUCAGGAAGGUGUAACCAUGGUCUUUGUACUGCCGUACAAAGGCAAAGAGCAGUUUACGUAAACAGCCAAUCUGAUAAAAACUGCAUUAAAGUUAGUUUUUUUGUCCAUGCAUAUCAACCAUGACCACUGAUCUGACCUAUGACCCCUAAAAUACUGAUACUGCACUUGGCCUUUGUAUGACUUUAAACAGCUGUAUGGGUAAUGCAAAAGCAAAGUAGAGUAUCUAGAAAUCUAAAUGUGUUGAUCCAACAUUUUGUUGUUUUUCUGUUUGAUUUGAACAGUUUGAGUUCUAACUACAUUCCAACUGUAUUUAAUGGUGUUUUGUAGUUGUGUUUUCAUGUUUUGACUGAUUUAUUGUAGUAACACUCAAGCUGUUUUUAGCCAUAAGGUUAUUUAAUCAUGGAGAAUGUUCAUACUUAAUAAAUAUUUGAUUUUGUAUUACUA
Oncorhynchus nerka (sockeye salmon) is the source of this 5787-nucleotide messenger RNA. Its product is annotated as NACHT, LRR and PYD domains-containing protein 14-like. Gene Ontology annotation, biological process: intracellular signal transduction. The record is from RefSeq and is a predicted model, not a curated record. Lineage: Eukaryota; Metazoa; Chordata; Actinopteri; Salmoniformes; Salmonidae. Gene Ontology annotation, molecular function: protein binding. The transcript has 10 exons. Bases 109 to 3456 code for a protein of 1115 amino acids.